Ambispora gerdemannii is the source of this 636-nucleotide messenger RNA. Lineage: Eukaryota; Fungi; Glomeromycota; Glomeromycetes; Archaeosporales; Ambisporaceae. The record is from the annotation of a GenBank genome assembly.
AUGCGUGAAUUCGAAGAUAUAUUAAAAGAGCUGAAUCAAAUGCAUGGAGAUUCUAUUGUUGGUGCUGCCGCAGGUGUCAGUGGACUGAAUCGACAAGAGAUUACAAAAAAAUGGAAGAAUAAAGUUUGGACUCCGCCUACAUUUUGUGAAUUGAAGAUCCAAGUGAUUAUUAUAGAAAUAGUUGAUACUGGUUAUAGUUCAAGUUUAAAUUCUGUUGUAUUUUCACAACAACAACAAAUGAAUUCAUCAACACGAUUUUUUUCCCCACUUCAAUUUAUACCUCAACAAAAUAAUAAUAACGAAAGAAACACAGUUUCUGCUCUAUUUCUGGGUAAUAAUAAUAUAGAAAAUGGUCAAAAUCCGUCUAAUAGUUCAUCAACCACCGAUAUAACAAAAGUUUCGUCAUCGCCUAUUAAUGAAUUUCCUGCAACGUCACAAGGCGGAGAUAAUAUACAUGUAGAUAAUAUACCUCCACCGCCUCCUCCACCUCCAAUGGGAAAUGAAAGUAAUAUUUCACCACCGCCACCACCUCUUCUUCCCGAAAUGGGAAGUGAUGUAAUAUUCCUCCGCCAUCCCCACCGCCAGGAAUUCCGGGUGCACCUCAAGGCCGCCUGGACCACCUCCACCUCCUGGUAG